Messenger RNA from Brienomyrus brachyistius, 4416 nucleotides. It is a transcript of the gene yes1, whose product is annotated as YES proto-oncogene 1, Src family tyrosine kinase. Gene Ontology annotation, molecular function: ATP binding; signaling receptor binding; non-membrane spanning protein tyrosine kinase activity. The transcript has 13 exons. Gene Ontology annotation, biological process: protein phosphorylation; innate immune response; cell surface receptor protein tyrosine kinase signaling pathway. The coding region runs from base 664 to 2739 and encodes 691 amino acids. The record is from RefSeq and is a predicted model, not a curated record. Lineage: Eukaryota; Metazoa; Chordata; Actinopteri; Osteoglossiformes; Mormyridae. Gene Ontology annotation, cellular component: extrinsic component of cytoplasmic side of plasma membrane.
GGAAUCGCGCAUAAUCGAUCGGCGCGUUAAGCACCAGUGAUUUCUCCCGGCGCGUUUCCGGCCGUCGCUCGCCAGCCCCCCUGCGACCGCCUUCGGGAGUAGCCGUUACCCCAGAGAGCUCAGCUGGUGCUGCGGCGGACGGACUCACUGACGGACGGACUGACAAGCAGGGCUUUUCCCACUCCCUGGAAGGCGGGCGGCCAUGUUUGCUGGACGGCUUCUGGGUUAACUUUAGGGAGGGGGAGCGUACAGGAACUGGGAGUCUCUUCGCCUUUUGUUGUGCUCGACACCAUUCCCGACUCGCCAGCAUUUCGCUGGUCCCCCCCCAACCCAAAUUACCGACAUUACUAUUUUGUUCACCCUCCCGUCCCCCCUUUUUACUCACCAUUUUCACGCUUUUUAGUGUUUUUUUUACAUUUCUUUGCUGGGGGUGCUUGACUGCUGGAGCCCGGACAAGCAGCCCGCUGCCUGGCGCGCUGGAUGUAAGACCGGAGAUGGCAAAGACCGUGAUUUCAACUUCGGAAUAGCAGCUGCGCCCGCACAAAUUCACUGCUCGGCCCGCCGAAAGUGCCGCUCCGUGCGGACUGGGGUCGGGGGGCGGAGGAAAGGCGUAUGUGACGGAGCGGGACAGGGGGCAUCGCAGGCGCUCCAGCGGACGUGAAGAUGGGUUGCAUCAAGAGCAAAGAGGACAAGGGGACCUCGAUGAAGUACCGGUCUGAGAACACGACGGACUCGGUCAGUGCACAUGUGGUCCAUUAUGGGCCGGAACCCACACAGCUGGACCCAGCCCCUGCCGGAGGCUACAACAGCCACUCGGUGACACCCUUUGGCGGCUUGUCAGUCAUGGCUCCCUUUGGGGGCGCGUCGUCGUCCUUCUCCAGUGCAGUGGUCAACACGUUCCCGGGCUCUGUCUCAGGAGGGGUCACGUUUUUUGUGGCCCUGUACGACUAUGAAGCCCGGACCUCUGACGACCUCUCGUUCAAGAAGGGGGAUCGCUUCCAGGUCAUUAAUAACACGGAAGGAGACUGGUGGGAAGCGCGAUCCAUCAACACCGGGAAGAAGGGAUACAUUCCCAGUAACUAUGUGGCCCCUGCUGACUCUAUCCAGGCUGAAGAAUGGUAUUUCGGCAAGAUGGGCCGGAAGGAUGCAGAGAGGCUGCUCCUGCACCCGGGUAACCACCGGGGCACCUUUCUGGUCCGGGAGAGCGAGACCACUAAAGGCGCCUACUCUCUUUCCAUCCGGGACUGGGACGACGCCAAGGGCGACAACGUGAAACACUACAAGAUCCGUAAACUCGACAACGGCGGCUACUACAUCACCACCAGAGCACAGUUCGAGACCCUGCAGAAGCUUGUCAAACACUACACAGAGCACGCCGACGGGCUGUGCUACCGGCUGACGGCCGUGUGCCCCACGGUGAAGCCGCAGACGCAGGGCCUUGCCAAGGACGCCUGGGAGAUCCCGCGCGAGUCGCUGCGGCUGGAAGUGAAGCUGGGCCAGGGCUGCUUCGGAGAGGUCUGGAUGGGUAAGGAGUCCCCUUACGGGGAGGUCUGGAUGGGUAAGGAGUCCCCUUACGGGGAGGUCUGGAUGGGUAAGGAGUCCCCUUACGGGGAGGUCUGGAUGGGUAAGGAGUCCCCUUACGGGGAGGUCUGGAUGGGUAAGGAGUCCCCUUACGGAGAGGUCUGGAUGGGUAAGGAGUCCCCUUACGGAGAGGUCUGGAUGGGUAAGGAGUCCCCUUACGGAGAGGUCUGGAUGGGUAAGGAGUCCCCUUACGGAGAGGUCCGGAUGGGUAAGGAGUCCCCUUACGGAGAGGUCCGGAUGGGUAAGGAGUCCCCUUACGGAGAGGUCUGGAUGGGUAAGGAGUCCCCUUACGGGGAGGUCUGGAUGGGUAAGGAGUCCCCUUACGGGGAGGUCUGGAUGGGUAAGGAGUCCCCUUACGGAGAGGUCUGGAUGGGUAAGGAGUCCCCUUACGGAGAGGUCUGGAUGGGCACCUGGAACGGCACCACCAAGGUGGCUAUCAAGACACUGAAACCAGGCACCAUGUCGCCCGAGGCCUUCCUACAGGAGGCCCAGAUCAUGAAGAAGCUGCGGCAUGACAAGCUGGUGCCCCUCUAUGCUGUGGUGUCUGAGGAGCCCAUCUACAUAGUCACUGAAUACAUGGCCAAAGGGAGCCUGCUAGACUUCUUGAAGGAGGGAGAUGGCCGCUUCCUGAAGCUCCCCCAGCUCGUGGACAUGGCAGCCCAGAUCGCGGACGGGAUGGCGUUCAUCGAAAGGAUGAACUACAUCCACCGCGACCUACGGGCUGCCAAUAUCCUUGUCGGGGAUAACCUGGUGUGCAAGAUCGCUGACUUUGGCCUGGCCAGGCUCAUCGAAGAUAACGAAUACACAGCCAGACAAGGGGCAAAGUUUCCCAUCAAGUGGACAGCGCCCGAGGCGGCGCUGUAUGGCCGCUUCACCAUCAAGUCGGACGUCUGGUCCUUCGGCAUCCUGCUGACAGAGCUGGUGACCAAGGGCAGAGUGCCUUAUCCAGGCAUGGUGAACCGUGAGGUGCUGGAGCAGGUGGAGAGGGGCUACCGCAUGCCCUGCCCCCAGGGGUGCCCCGAGUCGCUCCACGAGAUGAUGAAGCAAACCUGGAAGAAGGACCCAGAUGAGCGGCCCACCUUUGAGUACAUCCAGUCGUUUCUGGAGGACUACUUCACCGCCACGGAGCCGCAGUACCAGCCCGGGGACAACCUGUAGAGGCGUGGGAGUGGUGCAUUCUGGGAGACGUGGUCCGCUGGGAGGCCAGCUAGAAGCCUGCUGGGGCUGUAAAAACCACUCAUUUCAUUGUUUUCAUUUCGCACUCUCCCAGCCCCCGUCCCGUUUCAAUGUAAUUUUUCAAUCACUUUGUUUUCAUUUACAACACUAAUCCUGGACACAUCAGACACUUAUUUCAGGUACCACUGGUCAUUUUAUGGACAAUCCCAUCUCCCUGCCCCCCCCCUGUUUAUUUUUGUGUUUUUGAAUCAACUGUACUUUUUUUUUUAAGGUGACCAAGUAUUUAGUGUGAUUGUCCAGUUCUGUAAAAUCGCGAACGUCGCAUCGUACUGUGAAACCGAUCGAGUCUGCGAGGGUGUCUGGAACGAUGAACCGGGGUUGUUUGAUCAUCUGACAUCUUUAUCGUCGUGAAUGGAUAUGAAUGAGAGAAACAGCCAGCACAGCUGGAAGAGAGAUUUUUUAUCCCUUAUAGAUGUGUAGAAAACUUCCAUAGCGGAGCUUCGUAGGCUAACUAAUUUUAAUUUUCUUGUGUGUGAAUGAAUUAACUUGAAGCGUUCUUGCAAUUCCCACCCCCUUGUAAAUCUCCUCACCAUUUCUUUAAACAGGUCCAUGGGAGCAUUUCUAUUUCACUGCAAAAGCAUAACAUUCAGGGCAAAUAUCAUUUUUACGUGGCUGUCGAUUUGAGGUGAUGUGAUUCCUCAGUUUGAAUGUCGGGGGUGGAUAUGAGGCUGUUUUUCGACGCUAGGGGGCAGUGUACCCGUUCAGCGUCCGCGGCGCUCUAGGCGAGCCGGGGACUCUUUUGGCCUUGCUUCUCUCGCCUCAGGAGAUCCGUUUUUACUCUUACUAAAUCACAGGGGCGGAAAUUUCUGUACUGCAAGCCUUUAGUCAAAGGGAGUAAGGGCCCGGCCUAACUCGCACAGCUAGCCAAAGUACUGUCUAAUUAUUUUCAUUGAUCAUUGUUUUUUUUUUUUUUUUUUAAUUUGCCGGUGUUUCUCCCGCAUCCUAUUUCAUUGCCAGGAAAAGAGCUUUAUUUGCAGAAACAAUUGUUAAUGUUUUUAAGGAGGGCAAUUAGUUUACAAGUCUGUCUAUGUUAUUAAAGAUAACAGGUGCACCUGAAGAAAUUCAGAGACGCUUUUAUCGACGGAUGGCCUCACCGCUCGUUUUCGACUGGAGUUGGCUGCCAGGAAAGCCCACAUGAACACUACAAGAUUGAAAUACUUUAUUUUUCUGAUGUUUUCACUUAUGCGAUCGUAUUGUGGAGCCGCCGGGACCAUCUUUGAGAGAGUACUGUGACACUGUGACACCAUCAGCUUGCGAAGCGUACUCUAGCCUUGAAUGUCACCUGUGCAUUUCAGAGUCUACUUCGUCACUGUGCACGUGCACAAAGAAGUGAGGUUUCCUCCUCUGCCGAAACCUUUUCCAUACGCUGUGUGUUCGGAUCAUGCCGCCCUAUCCCCUCCUUUAGCCAUGGUAAGGAUUUACAAGGGCUUUGUACAGAGUUGUGAAAACUUUUAUUUUCUUUUUUUAAAGAGAAGUUUUAAACGAAGAGGGCACAAAAACUGAUUUUAAUUACCGGUGACGUGUAAAUCGUGAAAGAAAAAAGUUCGGUUACUAACCUGACAUAUGUACAGUGGAAAAAUAAAACAUUUCAUGCUUUUA